UUUUUUUGUAUUUUUAGUAGAGACGGGGUUUCACCGUGUUAGCCAGGAUGGUCUUGAUCUCCUGACCUCAUGAUCCGCCCGCCUCGGCCUCCCAAAGUGCAGGAUUACAGGCGUGAGCCACCAUGCCUGGCCCGAUUGUCCCAUUCUUAACGUCACUGUGAGUCUGGGUAGUGAAAAGCAAAGAAACAACAAAGGUAACUAAGAUAAAAUGUUAAAGUGGUACAAGCAAGUUGAAUCAACAUAAUGUUUUGUCUUUUUCACAGUAGAUGUAACAGGCUCUUCAGUCGGGCCCUCUUCUCCUGCUUAUUCCUUGGCAAAGAGCUUCUAAGAUCCUCUUCUAGCACCCUGGGCCCUCAGGAAGUAAAAGCCACCUUUUUCCAGCCACUAGGGAGGAACAAGGGCUGGUGCUUCCCAGUCUGCCCAGGGAGUGACUCUUUACCCAACACAUGGAAGCUACCUGGAUGCUGAGUGAAGAUAAAUAGUGCUGUCUCCUUGGGUCAUUUACUUCCAAGCAAGGCCCAUGUUGAUUUUGCCUCUCCCCAUACUAACCUGUUCAGUGAUGUACAGCUGAGGACCAUCUGCAUGACGGAGGGUGUAAUAGUCUGGGUUUGGCAAUGACCACCUACGCAAGAGAAAAACAGUAUAUCCCACUUGGCCACUCUCUUGUCCAGAAGCUUCUCAUAAGUCAUUUUCAAUAGAGUUGCUCAAGGGAUCAGGUGGCCUAUUUGGAAUACAGUGGAAAAAAACAAAGCUUUAGGUUGUUAUGUUGAAAAAAUCACAGCCUCAGCCUUUUGUAAAGACAAGCACCACAAAAGGAAGUGUGCAGAACUGAGGAGGGGUCUCAGAUCCUACCACAACUUCAAGCAGGGCAAUGCUAGACUUACAGGAAAAAAUUAAGAAGUAUAAACGUCUUAUGGGUAUUGCUGUCAACUGUACUUCCUUCCCAAGACAGUGAUUCCCAAGAGCCCCUUUCUGGGGACCUGCCUAACUGGAGAUCCUUCCCAGAACUCCCCUCAAGGUGUGGCAGUGCUCCUUCAGUCAGAGCUGCCACUGUCAAAAACAAGGUCCAUUUCAACCUACCCAUCACAAACUUCCUUGAUAAUGGAUGCCAGUGGCCAUUUCUGAAAAAGAAAGAGCCUUCAAUAGCAGCAACAUCCUACCCAAGCCAAGGUUCAGACAAGGGAGCCUGCCAAGGAGGGUCAAGCCGGGGCAUGAGAAUGUACUUCUUUCCUAACAGCUUUUGUUAAAGAGGAAGCCUCUCCCAAGCCAUGGUGACCGACCUUCCCUAGGGUGGGCGAGGCCCAAAGCUUAGCCUCCCUGUUGCUGGUUCUUACUCUUGAUGCCAGUAGUCCCCAUCCCUCAAGAUAUCCUCUGCCAUGCACUCCCCAGGUGCCUUUCCUCACUUCAGGAGUGUACCUGGUCGAUUUCAAGGAGCUGGGCAUUAGCAUCUGGACACUCAAUGGCCACUUUGACAAUGUCUGAUGGUGGUGGCAUUUUUCCCAACCAAUGGGCUCUAAUUCUGCGAGACAAGAACACAGACACAGCUGCCUGGGGAGAAAGAAUCUGAAAGAUAGAAAAAGUCAGAGUACAUCUUCAUUUUUCACUCGUUACAUGUUUUGAAGAGUCUGCAGACAGACACUGCAUAAAGUAACACAUGAAACUACUUGGUUUGAAUUUUUCUAGAUCAUACCACAACCUCUCCUUGGGGUUUUGUUUUUUGACAUUAAAUCAGCAAGAAAAAAUGGGACAAACUGUCUAUCAUCCAUAGAUCAGCCAGUAGCAACAUGUGCCAAUGUGGCACGUCAGUUUAAGAGUCAAGAGAACUCAGUGGUAGAAGAACGUAUUUACUGCAAAUUCCUGUCUUGAGACCUUGGGAGGAGAGUGUGGGGGAAAGAGAGAUCAGACUGUUACUGUGUCUAUGUAGAAAGAAGUAGACAUAAGAAACUCCAUUUUGUUCUGUACUAAGAAAAAUGCCACUGCCCUGAGAUGUGGUUAAUCUGUAAACCUAGCCCCAACACUGUGCCCACAGAGACAUGUGCUGUGUUGACUCAUGGUUUAAUUGAUUUAGGGCUGUGCAGGAUGUGCUUUGUUAAAAAUGUGUUUGAAGGCAGUAUGCUUGGUAAAAGUCAUCGCCAUUCUCUAAUCUCGAGUACCCAGGGACACAAUGCACUGCGGAAGGAUGCAGGGACCUCUGCCCAAGAAAGCCUGGGUAUUGUCCAAGGUUUCUCCCCACUGAGACAGCCUGAGAUAUGGCCUGGUGGGAAGGGAAAGACCUGACCAUCCCCCAGCCCGACAUCCGUAAAGGGUCUAUGCUGAGGAGGACUAGCAAAAGAGGAAGGCCUCUUUGCAGUUGAGAUAAGAGGAAGGCAUCUGUCUCCUGCUCGUCCCUGGGAAUGGAAUGUCUCGGUGUAAAACCCGAUCAUACAUUCUAUUUACUAAGAUAGGAGAGGCGGAGAGACGCAAGCGAGCCAGGCCGAGGGCCGCGGCGGCGAUGCAGCGACGCCGUCGCCCUCUGCUGCCCACCUCCCGGCUGCCCGAGGGCUGCGGGGGAGGAGGCGGUGGCAGCGAGGAGGUGGAAGUGCAGUUUUCCGCCGGGCGUUGGGGCUCAGCCGCGGCGGUUUCGGCAGCAGCGGCGACGGCCACGCGCAGCACCGAGGAGGAGGAGGAGAGGCUUGAGCGUGAGCACUUCUGGAAGAUCAUUAAUGCCUUCCGCUACUACGGCACCGGUAUGCAUGAGCGGGUGAACCGAACAGAAAGACAGUUUCGAUCACUUCCAGCUAACCAACAGAAACUACUUCUUCAGUUUCUUCUUCACUUGGACAAGAUCCGGAAAUGCAUUGAUCACAAUCAAGAAAUACUACUGACCAUUGUGAAUGAUUGCAUACAUAUGUUUGAAAAUAAAGAAUAUGGAGAUGGGAAUGGAAAGAUUAUGCCAGCAUCUACAUUUGACAUGGAUAAGUUAAAAUCCACGCUGAAACAGUUUGUGAGAGACUGGAGUGAAACUGGGAAAGCAGAAAGGGAUGCCUGUUACCAGCCAAUCAUUAAAGAAAUUUUAAAAAAUUUUCCAAAAGAGAGAUGGGAUCCUUCUAAAGUAAAUAUUCUGGUACCUGGUGCUGGACUAGGAAGACUGGCCUGGGAAAUAUCUAUGCUAGGUUAUGCUUGUCAAGGAAAUCAAUGGAGUUUUUUUAUGCUCUUUUCUUCCAACUUUGUACUCAACAGAUGUUCUGAAAUUAAUAAAUAUAAACUUUAUCCUUGGAUCCAUCAGUUUAGCAAUAACCGGAGAUCAGCUGAUCAGAUUCGACCCAUCUUUUUCCCUGAUGUUGACCCCCACAGUCUUCCUCCUGGUUCUAACUUUUCUAUGACAGCAGGAGAUUUUCAAGAGAUUUAUUCAGAAUGCAAUACCUGGGACUGUAUUGCUACCUGUUUCUUCAUAGACACAGCUCACAAUGUAAUUGAUUAUAUUGAUACAAUAUGGAAAAUACUCAAGCCAGGUGGAAUUUGGAUAAAUCUAGGUCCUCUGCUGUACCACUUUGAAAAUCUGGCAAAUGAACUUUCCAUAGAAUUGAGCUAUGAGGAUAUAAAAAACGUUGUUCUGCAGUAUGGAUUCAAGGUAGAGGUGGAAAAAGAAUCUGUAUUGUCAACAUAUACUGUGAAUGAUCUCUCUAUGAUGAAAUACUACUAUGAAUGUGUCUUGUUUGUGGUCCGUAAGCCACAAUAAUGGUCUCAAGUGAUACCACCUGGAAAAAAGUUUAGUAAGAACAAAUGCUGAAAUCAACGACUCAAAAUCAACUAUCAGUGAUGACAGGACACAACCUCAAAUCAGUGGUGCCUUCUUAUUCCUAACGAAAUUUAGCACAAGUAAAAAUGGAGGAAAUGUCUUGAAGUAUACUUUUUCCUUGAAGCCCAGAAUUGUGUUUCAGUAGGAAAAAAAAUCCCUGAUCUCCAGUGUCUUCAUGAUGCUGUCCAUUGCAAGUCUGCUGAAUUAAUGACUAAUAGUAUUGAAGUCCAUAAUAAUCUUCCUUUUUUUGUUGUUUUGUAUGCAUUGCACAUGUAACUUUUAGAAGAGUCUAAGGAUCCUCAGUCAUAUUCAACAUCUGGAGUUGGGACUUUGUUCACUUUCAAUCUAAGAAAACUAUGCGUAAAAUGUGUCUUUUUUUUUUUUUUUUU
Molecule: messenger RNA, 4167 nt
Organism: Gorilla gorilla gorilla (western lowland gorilla)
Lineage: Eukaryota; Metazoa; Chordata; Mammalia; Primates; Hominidae
Product: carnosine N-methyltransferase-like
Exons: 1
Coding region: 2399-3718 (439 amino acids)
Biological process (GO): carnosine metabolic process
Cellular component (GO): cytosol; nucleus
Molecular function (GO): carnosine N-methyltransferase activity
Source: RefSeq, a predicted model, not a curated record